Messenger RNA from Triticum aestivum (bread wheat), 1878 nucleotides. Its product is annotated as WEB family protein At4g27595, chloroplastic. The record is from RefSeq and is a predicted model, not a curated record. The transcript has 3 exons. NCBI's taxonomy places the organism in Eukaryota, Viridiplantae, Streptophyta, Magnoliopsida, Poales, Poaceae. Bases 150 to 1670 code for a protein of 506 amino acids.
CCACACCCCGAGCAGUAUUCUUUUGUCUAGCGUGCGUGCGUGAUCCACUAUAAAUCUGGUGUACUCUAGACCGGUUUCUGACAAAGGUGCAAGGAAGCACUGCACUGGCAGUUCCCGGCUAGCUCCAGUGGUGCUCCGAGCGCGGCCUGAUGCUGCCAUCCAGGCCGAGGUGGGCUGCCGGAUCGCUAGACAGCGCUGCAUUUCAGAUCCGGGUCGUGGGGCGCUGGGCCGAGGACUCCUCCGGCUUCCAGUUCCAAAGCCACGCCUCCGCACGAGCGCAGCACGUCCUUGCUACCAGCACCACCACGUACUCCAUGCAAUCUUCUGAGCGUGCCAGCAGCAGUGGCGACAUGACGGAGCAGAUAGUGGCAGCGCAACUGGAGAAGGAAGACGCACUCCAACUCCAGGACCUCAUGGAGCCGCGGAGCGACGGCGCCACGCCAACGUCGCCGGCGUCGGCGCGGGUGUGGCUUCUGGAGCGAGAGGUGGCCACGGCGAAGCAGACCGAGACCAAGAUGCUGGAGUCGCUGAUCAGCCAGACCAAGGAGCUGGAGCAGGCCAAGAUGGCGCUCGAGGAGGCCAAGCUCGAGACCGCCACGCUGCGGCAGGCGGGGUCAGCGCAGCAGGGCCAGUGGAGCGUCAGGGACCUCAUGUUCGGCGGCGUCGACGAGGAGAUCAACGGGCUGCGGGCCAGGCUGCGGUCCGCGCUGGCCGCCGAGGAGAGGACCCGGAAGGCCGCCGACGACCUCGCCGCCGCGCUCUCCGCCGUCACCAUGGAGGCCAAGCAGGUGAAGACGUGGCUCUCCGACGCGCAGGCCGACCUCGAGCGCGCCAACGCCGAGGCCGGCCGGCUCGAGGGCCUGCUGCGCGCCAACGAGGCGGACCUGUGGUCGGCCACCGAGCAGCUCGACGGCGUCAUGUCGGACUGGAAGGAGGCCGCGGCCGCUUGGCGCGCCAGGGAGAAGGCGCUGCUCGCACGCGCCCGCGCGGCCGAGGAGGACGCCGCCGCCGCCCGGCGUGAGAACGCCGAGCUCGCCGAGAUGCACCGGGCGGUCGACCACGACAACGACGGCCUGCGGCGCGCGCUCGAGCGGGCGGCGGAGGAGGCCAACGCGGCCAGCGAGUCGCUCGAGUUCGCCAGCGGCGAGAACUCCAAGCUGCGCGACGCCGUCGCCGGGAAAGAGGACGCCAUGGAGUCCCUGAGGCUGGAGAACGAGUCGCUCAAGGCCAGCGAGGCUGCCGCGCAGGGGCGUGCCACGGAUCUGCAGAAUCAGCUCACAGAGGCAACCAAGACGGCCGAUGGUGGCGCCGGCAGUGGGGAGAAGGCAUGCGCUGCGGGGCUGCUGUUGGAGGAGUGGAAGACCGAUGCGCAUGGGAAGCUUAGCGCGGCGGCGUUCCUGGACUCCGGCAGGGUGAUGGCCGCCGCGAGCCGGAAGGAUCGUCGGAUGUUCGCGUCCAUCAGCAACCUCGCGGAGCUAAGGUCCGCCGCGGCGGCGGCGGCCAUGGACGAUUACUACGAGUUCGACCACUUCGAUGACGGGAGACAGUACGGUGGCCUGGAGCAUGCCAUGAAGCAGAGGAAGAGGAGGUCCGUUCUACGCAAAUUCGGAGACUUUUUUAGGAGAAGAAGCCUCCACAAGUCAGACUUUGGCCCAGUUCUAGCUAGGUAGAUAUCUGCCUGAUGCCUGCAUCGCAUCGUGUGUUUGCUUGAUACCCCUACCAUGAAAUACACGCAUAAUAAAUAAAUACUACUCCCUCCCUUUCACAAAUAUAAAAUGUCCUAUCCUUUUUGAAUAGGAUAUAUAUAUAGUUUAGUGUAUUUGUUCACUCGUUUCAUUCAGUAUGUAGUCCAUAUAUAUUAAGAUAUUAAAAACAUGU